AUGGGAAUGUUCCGAUUUGCUGAUUUCAAGGAUGGAAAGAGCUCAGCUUGUGAGCUGGUCGCGUCCAUCGUUUUCAUCAGCUUUGGUGUCAUCGCUGCCUUCUGCUGUGCCAUUGUGGAUGGGGUCUUUGCCGCCAGACACAUAGAUCUUAGGCCACUCUAUGCAGGACGGUGCCACUACUAUUCGAAAAAUAUGGCUUCACCAGAGGCCAUCUGCCAGUCCCAGUACUGGAGCGCCUGCAUGCCGAAGAUCAAAACCAACACCUGUUUCUGCUGUGACCUGUACAACUGUGGAAGAGUGGAGAUUUCUGGCGGCUAUUACGAGUACAUUGACGUCAGCAGCUGCCAAGACAUCAUCCACCUCUACCAUUUGCUCUGGUCGGCGACCAUCUUGAACAUCAUCGGCUUGUUCCUGGGGAUCAUCACCGCGGCUAUUUUGGGCGGAUUUAAAGACAUGAUUCCUUCACUCCCAGCCCUCAAUUGUACCGUUGAAAGCCCACGGCCUGCCGUGUCCUAUUACUCAAGACCCCAGGUGACAUCCUACAAUGCAUGUUAUCACAGCACCCCACACCUGCCGCCGUAUUCAGCAUACGACUUCCAGCAUUCCAGUGUUUUCCCGGCCUCCACACCCUCGGGCCUCUCGGAGGAGCCGCCGUCAUUAUCGCCAUCGCCGAGUUACGUGUGGUCCCCCACCGCGCCUCCCCGUUACUCGCCGCCCUACUUUCCGCCUUUUGAAAAGCCACCGCCAUAUACACCGUAGACGGGGGGAAAGAUGGGGCCCCACUGCUGCUGGAACUCAUGGCCAUCGAUCCUUUUUUACUAGGAGGUGGCAGAGAGGAGAGAGAAUACAUCAUCCUAUAGCAAACAUCAGUAGGUAAAGCAGAAUCUUGAAGCGUCUUCUUUGCACAGCCCUGGAUUUAAGCCAGGUUGGUGGACACAAUCCACGGUUCAGUGGAUCUGACUCACAGGUGUCCCUGCCUCCCCCCACGGGCACCCACCCAGGGGCAACACCCUGGGCUUCCCUGCCUUGCCCCCUCCAUUAAGUGGGUGCCC
Messenger RNA from Pogona vitticeps (central bearded dragon), 1052 nucleotides. Lineage: Eukaryota; Metazoa; Chordata; Lepidosauria; Squamata; Agamidae. The record is from RefSeq and is a predicted model, not a curated record.